UGAUAAUUUAUUUCCAAUGAUUUCCUUCUGCAUGUGCCCGCGCUGUGGUACAAUAGUGGGAGGGGAUGUUAACUGAUGGGUAGAUACAGUCUAUGUUUGUUUGUUCUCUCUCUCUCUCUCUCUCUCUCUCUCUGGAGUGUAUUCUGGGAUCCCGGAGCCAAAACAGGAGUUGCCUCAUUUCACUAUCAAACGAGGCCACGACAAUCUACUCCUCAACACAGCAACAUUGUCAACCAGACUCCCAAUGGAACACAAUGUCUUCAUGGAUUCCUCCGGCGGCAAAACUCAUUUUCUCCUGUUCGGGAUAUGCAUCCUGGCUAUCGGCACUUGCGGAGCUGUUACGAUUACCGUGCCAACUGAAUUGGUCCAGGGGAUUGUUGGGCAAUCUCUCCAACUCCCUGUGAACUACACCACUGGAACUAAGGAUCAGAAGAUUCAGAUAACCUGGACUUUCCAAAGCCAGUCUUCGGGUUCCAUGCUUCUGGUGACAGCUACAAACAACACCUUGACCCCUGACAUGGAGCAUGGCCACAGGUUUUUCUUGUCUCCUCCCGAUGCGACACUGUUAAUUAACCCAGUAGAAUUGUGUGAUGAUGGUGAAUAUACCAUAAAAGUGACUGUCUCUGGAGAGAAGAUGGCAUCAGCUAGUCGACAACUGACCGUUCAUGUCAAUGUUCCGGUGUCUAAACCAGUGGUGCACAGCGAUCCGGCCUGGGGUGCAGUGGAGUAUGUAGACAAUGCAACACUCACAUGCACUGUCAGCAAAGGGACAAAGGUCAUUUAUCAAUGGCUGAAAGAUGGAAAGCCACUCCCAGCAAGUAAUCGUCACAUCUUUUCCGCCGACAACAAGAUGCUGUUCAUUUCCCCUGUUGUAAAAGACGACCUGAGUAAUUACACCUGUGUGGCAAAGAACCCGAUUAGCAUAAAUGAAAGUGAACCGAUAGCACCCAAUAUUUACUAUGGGCCCUAUGACUUGAUGGUGAAGUCUGAACCCCGAUUCAAAAUUAGUGAAGGGGUUUUUGCUGUUGGCAAAGGAGAACCAGUGUGGUUUAAAUGUUCGGCAAAUUCCAACCCACCAAAUGUCUACUCAUGGUUCCAAAAAGCCAACAACAAGACAACACCUAUCCAUCGAGGUCCAGUAUUAAAUAUCAUGUCUGAGAAAGUCCCAGAGAAAGCUGAUUACAUGUGCUGUGUCUACAACAAUAUCACCGGCAAACGGGAUGAAACUCAAUUCACACUCAUUCUCUCUGCUACUGGUCAAGAAAAACAGAAACAAAAAACCAGUUCCCUUCACUCAUUGGUAAUAAUUGUUGGAUUGACUUUGACUCUGAUUGGCUGCAUACUUCUUUACUUCAUUCUGAGAAGAUGCUUUCCUCGAAAAGUUGUCAAGAAGGAGCCAUACCACAGGUCACGAACAGAUUAUAUACGAGCACACCAAGUAUCAGUUGAACAAGAACCUUCUAUGGAUGAUUAUGGAAUAUAUGAAUUUGUUGCUGUGCCAGAGCCAGCAGAGUUUCCACAGGUUCCACCAGAUAAAUUAAGCACCGUGUACGAUAUUAUUCGAGUACCAGACAUCCACACAGUUUAUGAAGUCAUUUGCCAGACACCAAAAACAUCUUGAUGUUGGACUGAUCUCAACAGUUGGAUGCUGUAUUUUCCACAUGCCAGAAGACUGCGACAGUUGUGCUAUGACUGUGUGUUUUGACAACAAACUAUAAAGACAGCCAAGGUCAGAACAACAAGAAGCUGAACCUUUUACUGUCCAGCAGCUGGUGAAUCAUUUCUUCUCAAAACAGAAAAAUCACUGAAGCAGCUUGCAAAGCAUUUAUUCAUCAGCAAAGUUUUAAUAAUUUAACUUUUAAACUUUCAGCAUAAAAUGUAAUAAACAAUAGGGAUUAAGUUAAUGACUAAAUGAGAUUAUCAGAAAAUAUCUUUCAUUUUUAACUGUUAUCCAUAAGAUGUAUUUAUUCUAAAACUUAAACUGUCAUUUUGUGCAGGGAUUGGUUUACAUUUUCCGUGAGAAUCUUAUACAUAUAUUGAAAUCUUGUACACAUUUAUUAUAACGGGAUACAUCGGAGACUGAAUCCUACCAUAAUUAGUAUAUGGGAAUCAUGAACUCAAUUAUUUAGUGGUGUUUCUAGAUGAUACAAUAUCAGUGCAAAACUGGAUAUUAUUUAAUAUUUUAUGCAUUUGAUUGAUAACCUAACUCAAAGGGAUCAUAAAAUUGUUAGUAGAGCAAGAAUAUUGGAGUGAAUUCAUUGGUAGAGUUAACCUGGGAGUGCUCAACAUGAAUAAUGAUCCCAAAAGACCAAGACCAUACAAACCAGAAGACAUAGCAGCAGAAUUAGGCCAUUCAGCCCAUUGAGUCUUCCCUGCCUUUCCAUCAUGGCUGAAUAAUUAUUAUUCCCUUCAACAUCAUUCUCCUGCCUUCUCCCUGUAACCUCUGAUGCCCAUGCAAUCAAGAACCUAUCAACCUGCACUUAAAAUAUACGCAUAUGCAGUAACUUGAUCUCCACAGCCGUCUGUGGCGAUGAAUUUCACAGAUUCACCAUGCUCUGACUAAAGAAAUUCUUCAUCAUUCCUCCUCCAAAAAAGUAUUCCAUACUGUUGUUUAGAGAAACUCAACGAAGUACAAAUCACUACUUCUGAAUGCACAUAUUUCCUUCCAGACAAUUAAAGAUAUGUAAAUAUAGUAGUCAAUUUACAUGAUUUUUGUAUCAUUUGGAGUGGCAUGAACAUUUAUCUGACCCAGGAUAAUAUGUAAACAUGUGCAUGUGAUCUAACAGAGGUUUUAAAACAUCUAAACAGAAAACAUACAGACUUAAAAAUAAUAUUUUAAGAGGUGUUCUGCUUUCAGGAAAUUUAAUUUUUUCUGUAUCUUCUGUUAUGAUGAGGAUCCAUAUCCCUUGUCAAUUCUUAUUAGAAUUUUAGAUGUAGCUAUAAGAAAUCAAAAAUGGCAGAUUUUUAAAGAUCCAAAUAAUUAUUUAUAAUACCAGUUGAAGAAGAAUUGCCAAGAAUUAUUUUAAGCUGCUUUGGAGCCACUGUAGUGCACUGGUCUAUCUUUAAGAUGUUUUAGAAGCCUGUAGAAAAAUAUAAAGUGGUACUUCAGGGUGCAUCUGUCAAGCAGAUAAAAAAGUUCUGUGAAAAUCUGUCUUUAAUUUUAUAUUAUUUAAGAAUCAUCAUCAUCAUUAUGUGCUGUGUCAUGUGACAUAGAUGAUUAUGGUCUCAUGAUCAUGAUUGUUCUUAGCAAAUUUAAGAACCAUGGAAUGUUUUUUUUAAAAAGGAGCAGGAUGAUGUGAUUCCAGCCUCUUGAAUCCAGUUCACAAUCCAUAAAGUUAUGACUGGCCAUUUCCUCAGCUAUGCUCCAGCACUUCCUCCCCCAUUCUCAUACUCCUUGAUUCCAAUGAUCUGUUUAUCACAGCCUGAAUAUUAGCCAAUGACUGAACAUUAUAUAUUUUGAGUAAAAGAUUUCCACAGAAUCAUAAUCCUCCAAAUGAAGUUUUACCCGAAUGUAUUCCUCCUCCUUAUCCCUAGACUGUUGAAAUUAGUUCUAAACAAUUUCGAUCAGUUCAAGGAAAUGGCUGAUAAGUAUCCAGAGUUCCAAAUUCUUCCAGAACUUGCUUCAUCAUUAGCCACUGCUGAAGUCCCUGAAGACUGGAAGGUAGCUAAUGUGCUGUGUUGUGGAAGAAGGGCAGCAAGGACAAGCCAGGGAACUGCAGGUUUGUUAGCAUGAUAUUACUGGUGGGGAAGUUACUGGAGGGAAUUAUGUGGGACAGUACCUACCAGCAUUUGAAUAGACAGAGUCUGAUUAAGAGCAGCAUGGUUUUAUAUGUUGGAAGUUAUGUUUGUCAGAAUGGAGACUAGUGAAACAUUGUGAGCCACAGUGGUCAGUGUUGGGACCCUUGUUAUUUAUAUAAAUAAUCUGGAUAUGAAUGCACAAGGCUUGAUCAGCAAGUUUGCAGAUGACAUGAAAUUAAGACAUGAAAUUAAGAGGUAUUGUUGAUAGUGAAGAAGAUUAUUGUAGAUUACGGUGGGGGGGGUCUUGAUCAGUCAGGAAGUGGUCUGUUGAGUGGCAAAUGGAUUUUUAUACAAUAUGUGGUAAUGCUUUUUGGAAAGUGAAGCCAGCCUAGGACUUGUAUUAUGAAUGGUAGGCAACUAGGAAAUGCAACGUAUCUUAGAGACCGAGGAGUUCAAGUGUAUAGUUCACUGAAAGCAGCAUCACAGAAUUUCUGGGAGUUAAUCUGCAGCAGGUGAAUGAUAGGUGGAAACAGACGGAGAGAAAAGAAAACAAAAUAUGGAAGAAGGUAAGAGGGAGGCGAGUGAGCUAAACAGCAACACAAAGGUCUACCAGAGCUGAAUUCAGGUAAGUAAAGGAGGGGAAAAUGGAUCUAUUAGUGGAGAAGGGAGAGGUGAACGGCAGUUGGAAUUGGAACGGCAGGGGGAGAAUCUGAGUGAAGUUGUUAAAAGAAGAAGGUGAACAGGGUGCUGAGGGAGGGGAACAAAAAUGGGAGAACCAGAAGAUCAGAAUGAGAGGAGAGGAGAGAACCGGGGUGGGGUGAUAGGGAGAGGAAAAACAGAAAGAUUGUGGACAGGGUGUUUACCUAAAAUUGGAAAACUCAAUUUUUGUGCCAUUGGGUAAUAGACUCUCUAGAUUAUAUAUAAUGUGUUGCUCUUCCAGUUUGUGUUGGAGCUUCAGCUGGUGGUACAGAUGGUCAGGGUGGAAAUGGAGAGAGAACUUGAAAUCGUUUGCAAACUGAGCAUCAGUGUUAGUGAAGCAGUGGUUGAGUCUGUGCUUCAUCUUGCUGAUGUUGAGAAGACCAUAUCAGGAGCACUGAAUGCAGUAGGCAAGGUUAGAUGAGAUGCAUGUGAACGUUUGCCUCAUCUGCAAGGACAGUUUAGGUCCUAGAUGGUGUGGGAGGAGGUGUAGGGUCAAGGGUUACAUCUACAGUGAUGGCAGGGGAGACAGCCAGGAGUAACAGAAGGAACAAUGUGAAAGGAUAAGUGGACGAGAGAAUCAUGGAAGGUAGAGAGGGGUGGGGAUGAGAAGUGCCUGGUGGAAAUGAUGAAGGCCCAAAAGGUGAAACAUAAUACCCAGUGAACUCUAUCGCUGUUCUGUCUGGGAGGAGAUAGGAUGAGAGCUGAUGAUGGGAAACAAAGGAGGUGCAAGGUAGGGCUCCAUCAACCACAGCAGAAGUGAACCAAUACCUCCUGAAAAUGGAGACAUUUCAGAUGCCCUGGAACAUCUUGAGUGGAGAUGCGGUGGAGAAUGAGAAACUGGGAGAAAAGAACAACAUAGUUUCAAGAGACAGAUGGGAAGAGGUGAAGUCUAAGUCACUGUUGGGGUCAGUGGGUUUAGCAUAAAUACCAAUGCCUUGUCUCCUAAGAGAGAGACAGUGAGACCAGAAUCCUCACUGAUUGGAUUUGACAUGAGGUGUAUUUCACUCUAUGUUUCAAUGUACAUGGGGCAAAUAAAACUAAUCUAAUUGCUUGCUGUAACUACAUGUUAACUUUCAUGUCCAUGGAUACAGCAAACCUCUCUGAACAUCAGUGACAUUGAAGUAAAUAUUGAUUUUUCUUUUCUCUAUGUCACUACGAAUUACCUGAAAUUUUCUCAAGAUUACAUUCCAUCUGUCACUGUAUGUCAAUUUCCUUCUGCAGGCUCAAUAUCUACUCAGAACUUAGUUUCUCACUUAGAAUUAUAAUAUCAGCAAAUUUCUACUGUAUAUACUGGUCCUGGCCUCAUUAUUAAUGUUAUACUUGUAAAUUGUAAAUAUUGCAUUGAG
Molecule: messenger RNA, 5783 nt
Organism: Hypanus sabinus (Atlantic stingray)
Lineage: Eukaryota; Metazoa; Chordata; Chondrichthyes; Myliobatiformes; Dasyatidae
Gene: hepacam2
Product: HEPACAM family member 2
Exons: 10
Coding region: 245-1621 (458 amino acids)
Source: RefSeq, a predicted model, not a curated record